This is a messenger RNA of Porites evermanni, 7242 nucleotides long. Lineage: Eukaryota; Metazoa; Cnidaria; Anthozoa; Scleractinia; Poritidae. The record is from the annotation of a GenBank genome assembly.
GUUUUGUGUUCAGCCAACAUGGCGGACGACUUCGACGGCAGAAACGAGUUUGGUGGAAAAGGAUUCUACGAUAAUUUUGGCGAUGCUCCUAGGUAAAAAUCAUCAAAUUUCCUCGUUGUAGAAAUUUUGUAUAACAAACUCGAUUUUGUUCCUUAGGGAUUAUGGUGGAUCGUACGGUGGAGGAAGACGGCGUGGUGGAGGAGGUGACCGAGGGAAUCGCGAUCGCGGUCCAAGGCCACUUCCGACAGAGCCACCUUUCACUGCAUUUGUAGGGGGACUUCCCCCAGAAACUGUCCAAGGAGAUCUGGAUCGCAUUUUUGCAGAUAUUAAGGUUAGUUAUCGUACCGAUCAAAGACAAAAAAAAGGCCUAGUUUGAAUGGAGUUGAUGCUCCGAUCAUGAUUUCUAUAAUAACCCACGCGUGCUCUCCCGUGCAGUGAUUCUCUCGAUUCUUUACCUUCAAACUGCAUGGCUUUACUUUCGGUGUAGGUUUUGCUCGGGUGUUAAAGAGAGCGAAGCUGUAGUGUACUUGCAGGUCAGAUGUUUUUCCAUUCAACAUUGACAUUGCUGUCAAUAAGAUUUACAAGCUUAUUGAUCUCACAACAACAGUGUUUUAUACAAGCUUAACAAAAAACUUAUAAGUCAGCGAUCUCGUUAUUCAGAUAAAGUGCUGCAGCAAACUCUUGCUAGUUAAGUUUGGCGCGAAUACUUCGUCACAUUUUCAUUGUUUCUCUUUAAAUAUUUUAAGGCGUGGAUAACGUUGUCUUCUUUUACAAUAAUCAUGGCAACGCAUGCAAGACACAUGCAAAUAUAACAGGUGUUGAGGAGUGGCAAGGUAUUCUGCAUGAGUAUUCUGCAGAUAAAUGAAAUUGCUUAGAACUGAACCUGGUUAAAUCCAAGGUUUUUUUUGGAUGAGGGAAAAAGGUGUUUAUCAGAAACAAGGGAUGUCAUCUAUUACUUCAUUUUUAAAUUCCCAGGGGGACUUUAAAAGUAUUUUCCUCAUUAAAAGGGAAGGAGGUUGGUGAGCAAAUGAUCGGUGAAGGUUUUAGUGUACAACUGCAGCUCUAAAUGAAUCCUUGCUUAUUUCCACACAUGAUCAAUGUCAUCGACAGGGACUGGGAGUCACAAUCACAUUUUUGUGAGUUGAUGGUCCUUUAAUAAUUAAUCAUGAUACUUCUUCUGCAAAUUAUUUAUGGUCAAAGGCAGAUAAAUGACCCCUAUUUUUUUUAGUCCUACCAAUUUUAAAUGGUCUCAGCAGUUCCUUAGAUUUUAAGUUUUGGCUAUAUUUUGUCUUGAAAAAGUUCAUGGAAUAGAGUUGCUUUCAGGAAGGUAACAAAGCAGGGGUCUAUUGCCAUGCUUCCAAGUAAAAAUGCAAAUUUUCUGAUGGUUAGAAAUGGUAGUUUUGAAUUUUUGGCAGAAUGUUUGCAUUGCUACAGAUGCCAUCAAUGGAAAACUUGUGGGUGAAUUUUUGGGGAUCCCCCUUUACAAACAGACCUUACUUUCUGUCUGGUUCCCUCUAUUUUUAGGCUUGCCCCCACCUCCUCCUCCUCCUCCUCCUCAAAUCUCACAAGCUCUCGCCUAUUAAUAAAAUAAUGAACAGUCUGUAAAUAAUGGCUUGUCAGUUGUAAUGCUUGUUCAAUGACCUCUCAAUAGACAAAUUUGAGGAUGAUAAAUAUUUUGAUUUUAUUGUAGGAAUAUAUCAGAAGUGUUCGAUUGGUGAGAGAUAAAGAAACUGAUAAAUUUAAAGGUACCAUAAUAAAACAUUAUUUUUAAAAUUUCCUGGCUCUUCUCUUGAGCUGAAUUAUAAAAAAAAACAGAUUAAUUUGAGUCAAAUAUUUUUAGUCUACUGAUCAGAGAAGAUUGUGAGUGAUUUAAAACUGUGACUCAAUCCCUUUUGCAGGUUUCUGUUAUGUUGAAUUUGAUGAUCUUGCUGCUCUUAAGGAAGCCUUAUUGUAUGAUGGUGCAGUAAGUACACACAUGUACAUUGAUUGGCUAACCAAUGGUGACUAAGAUCAAUUUUCUCCUAACAAUAUCUAUACAUUGUCGACAGAUACGUUAUGAGAAUUAAUAAAAUCAUCACUCAAGUAAAAAUGCCUUGAUCUUCUUACAAAUUCUCUCAACUCAUUCUUUAAGGAAAUGUAUGGAGAUGAGUUUGGAGAAUUUGUAUGUGGAUACUGGGGCUUACAGGGUUAACAUACAGUUUAUUGUCAUUUGGUGAGCUUGGGUUGCAUCUCUGAGCUGAAUAAAAUUGUGGCUAAGCCAUUGCCAAAAAUGAUGGCUGGUCAACAGACAGUGCCCGGCUAGAAUGGCAACUUGAUUGGCCAAAAACUACACUGGCCAGUCAUGUUGACCUUGGGUGUUGACCGGUCAUGAACACCCUCAUUCUUGGCCAAACAGCCAAAUCCACAGCUGUAAACUUAGAUUUUGGUCUCUUUGUUUAAAUACAUUAUUGUACAAUCACGUUCAUAAUUAGAAAAUUUAGCAAGGAUAAGUUAAUUUUUUUCAAUGUUUUGACUGGUCAGAAUCAAGGCUUGACUGACAAAAAAUUUCUUUGGCCAGUCAUUAGGUCUGGCCACUGUCUGAAAAUUAUUUUGAGCCCUGUAAGCACAGGUAGUGUUCAUGGAAGUCCUGACCUACCUUACUGUUAAUAACACCAAGCACCACCAAAAGUAAAAAUGACUGGUAAACAACAUACAGUGCGUGCCAGGAACAACAUCAUUCUUAGGGUAUUGUGGAGACAAGAAUAUGGGCUUCUUCAAAUCACCCCAUUUAUGAUGAAAUUCUGGCUGAUUGAGUUGCCUGAAUUUCAUUCACUCCAGUGCAUUGCAGGUUUGUCAGCUGAGUUGUCAAAGUAAGCGCCCAGUCUAGGGAUAUUUUAUUAAAAAAAAACCAUCUGUAAAGAAGUGCUGAGCAGAGUAGCCAGCCGGAAGUAACCAAGAAGGCGGCGAUUUUCACUGGCAGCCAGCUACUUUUGACAACCCUGCAUUGGAAAGUACCGGAAUGCUGAAGGCCCAGCAAUAUCUUAUUAUUAUUAUUUUCAAGAGUAAAAGGAAGAGAUCAAAACUAUCCCCCAGUGACCAUGACAGGCUUUACUGCUUCUGUCCUGAGCAAACAGGAUCAUGUGACAGCUGGUUUAUCAUGGAAAUUGUUAUUGUACUUAAGCACUAUAUAUUCACAGCACACCGAAACCUUGCCCCUUAAUUGCCACUUCAUGGCAUGCACCCCUACAAGAAUUCAAAGAAAUACCUUCUGGACAGCCUGCUCUGCUAUUCAUGCCAUGUGAUAAUGUAACUAAAAUUUUGUUAAUAUUAGGAAAUUGGCAAUCAAGGAAGAUCUCUGAGAGUUGACAUAGCCGAAGGGCGCAAAGAAGGUGGGCGUGGCAGAGGUGGAGGAAGAGGAGGACGAGGUGGAGGGGGAUAUUCUCAUGGUAGGGGUACAAAUAGUUACCUACUGGUAUAAAAUAUAAGUUAAAUAAAAAUGGGUUAAAUCCUGUGUAGAGAGAUUUCCUAUGUUAGCUAGGUUUAGGCAAUGGUGAAAAGGGAUGAGGGGUGGGACCAGGGGAGGGGGUGAAAUUGGACAGCUGGUGUCAAGUUGUCAGAGAAAACAAAUAAAUUUUUUCCUUACUUUCAAUACACAAUUUAGGGAAAAAAUAUUAUUCUGAGGAUAAUAAAUUAACAAAAUGAUCAUCAAAGAGAUAAUGCUUUGAUCUUUUAUCAAGUUCUCUCAACUAAUUCUGUUAGGAAAUGUAUAGAGAUCAGCUUAGAGAAUUUGUAUGUGGAUACUGGGGUUUAAAGGGUUGAUGCAACAGUGCAUAUGCCUGACCUGAUUUUCUGUUUCUUUUUAGGUGGAUAUGGUGACAGAGAUGGACAACAUGGUGGACGAGGUAUUUAAAUGCAUUACUCUUUUAGCAUAGCUGAAUGGUGUCUCAAACUGACACUCUGGGUUCAAUUCCUGUGCAUGUCGUAUAUGGCUCAGAUUCCAAGGUUCAACUCUGGUUCUCUCUUGCCUCUUGAGGAUCAUUUAUUGUAGAUUAUUAAAUUUAUUUGAGUGUUAUUUAACUAGCUGAAGCAGCUUAUUGCAUUUCCACAUUGAACAAAAAAAAUUUACAUUUUACUUACUUUUGUAAAGGUCACGUGCACAAGUUCAGAAAGUUUUAAACCCUAGAAGAAUGGCUUAAAAUUCAAAAUAGGUAUUUCACUAAUCUAGUCAUAGGCUCCACCCGGUACCCAGUUAUAAGAUGGAUCUUCAUGGCUUGAUUCACAACCAAAAAUUAGUCAGAUAAAGAUUGUUAGAAAGAAUUUGUUGUAUGUUUUUGAUCACUACUUUGAUAUUUACAGGAGGUGGAAACUGGAGCAGCAGAGGAGGUGGUGGCAAUUGGGGCGGUGGUGGAGGAAGCUGGGGUGGCCGAGAAGAUGGCUGGGGUGGGCGAGAUGAAGGAAGAAGAUCUGGUGGAGGAAGAUAUGGUAACAGAAGUGGAUUUGGAGGAGGUGAUAGAAGAGGUCCACCACGGUCGGAGGAGUUUAGAGAACCUUCAGCAGGUAAGAAAGUACUCUAAUCUCUUCACUCCUUGAAGUAACCAAAGUUGAAGCAAUACAUAGCAAAACACAAAACCUCCAAAUUUCUUUACCAUAGACUGCUGCUUUUAAGCCCUGCUCUUAUAAAUUUUCUUAAGGGGUUUUUGGAGGGCAUAUAAAAGGAGGGGCUUAUGAUUUGAGGGGCUUAUAUCCGGAAUAGAAAAAGUGCUUUAAAACAAGCCAUAGUAGUGCUGUUCAAAAUAUAUUUUGCAUUUACUGCCCUUUAAUUAAGCCUCAAAAGGUCAUAAUAGAUCAAAUUAAUUUCAAUACAAGCGAGAGGGGGUCUUAUAUCUGGGGGGCUUAUAAUCGGACAUGUACAGGUAGUUGGGCUUGUAGCUGGGAGGGCUUAUAAGUGUGCUAGGGGAUCUUAUAAGCAGCAGUUUAUGGUGUGUAAAGUAAAGAAAACAUGUUACCAUACCUAUUUGCUACUGCUGUGUCCUGGCACAUGAAAAUCCCUAAAGAUUCUCCAUUUGGUGAAGCAGUUAUUACAGUGUUUUUAGAAAACAUUCACAUUUAUUUUUUUCCUUUAUAAAAAUAGAGGAGCUUGCAGCCAGACCAAGAUUAAAACUCCAGCCACGCACAGUUAAAGAUCCCGUGAAUGAAGUGGCAUCAAGUGUUCAACAGAUGACAAUAUUUGGUGGAGCAAAACCAAGAGAUGAACAUAAAACAAACAGAGAGGAAAGAGAUAGAAGCGAAAGCAAAUCAAGCCAAAGUAGUGACUAAAAAGGCAAGGUAAAGCAGCAUUGGUGCUUUAUACCUGUGGCUAAAUUUGCUUUCUCUUUUUGUUUGCUAUUUUGCUCAAUCAUUUGAUAUAGUUUUGUCAUGAUAUCACCAGUGCAAGGUUUAGUAACAAAUUCAUGCAACCAGGUUACAUACUUUCAGUCACAUGAAAUCGUAGGUCACAUGAUUUUCAAGUAGACAAAGAUGAUUGGUGUUAGUAGUGUAUUUUUCGUCGUUGCUUCCAUUCAUUGAACUGGGCACUGAUUAAGACAUGGUACUUGCAAUAUGCAUAUUUAGUGAUUCCUCAAAGGUACCCAUUUUGGUACUAAAGUUCUUAUUGCAUGUCCUAAUCCUGUAAUUCUACUUCCACUACAGGAAAAAUAUUAUUUUAAUUGAGGACAAGACUGCUUUGUUGGAUAUUGAAGACAUCAAAAGCUGCUGCAGAAAUAAGGCAUGUGCAGCAUUUUCAUCUCAAGAGCAACUCCCUGUUCAGCUUUCCAAUCAGUAGAUUUGUCAAACUAUUUCUACAUUUCAAGGCUUGGUGUUACUUGGAAGUUGUGAAAAAUCCAUAGUUGAUGAUGACUUUCUGAAACAAUCCUUCUUUAGGACUGCUGUCAAUGGUCAUAGAACUGCAAGAGUUAAACAUUAUAAAUUAAUAUGCAUGUUUCUUUUUACUCUCUGUUGCUUGUUGGAAUCAUAUCCUUUAGAUAUUAUUAUAAUUCUUUGUGUACACUUGAUUGUAGAUUUAUUCCUCCAGUCAUUUUCCUUUCUCAUAUUUUGUUUAUUAGAAUUUCAGUUACAAUCCUAUACAUUAAGUGACAUAAACAAUUUAACAUUUUUCUUGAGGAAGUUAUUAAAAAUUGUCGAAAAAAAUGAAAACCCUCUCCUGUUCAUAUUUCACUGUUGUGUUAUUGAUGAUGACUUCAAUUUUCUUCUCUCUUUGGGAUAUCGUAAUAAAAUAAAUAAUUGGUCACUUUGUUUUAACUGCACGCAGAAUGAAAAAUUAUUGCAGUUUAAAAAUUAAUAGCCACAAAUAAAGAGAAAAAAAUAUACACUUUUCUGUUUUGGGUGAUUCUCUUUUUCAACAAAAGAGUGUUCCUGUAUUCAAUUGUCCCAUUAUGUUUACUUUUAAUCUAUAUACUUUUACUGAAAAUGUUAGAAACUCUCCUUGAGCUCGGUAGCCUGGGUCAGGCUCAUUAAUUUUUGUAUACUUUAGUUCUAUUGUUCAUCAAAGCUUUUUCCUUCUAACUAGUAGACGUAUUGACUAAUGGGCACUAUUCUCUGACUUAAAGAUGGUCAUUUAAGGGGUCAUCAGUGAAUCAGUAGUUUCAACAAUUUUCUUUAUGAUGUACUGUUUAGAGAAGAUGUUUCAUUCUAAGCAAUGGUCUGAUGGGUUGAUGGAAAUAAUGUUAUUAGGGGCUUUUUAUAUGAUACCAUAAUGACUUUCAUUCCAGAACGAGUUUCGUCCAAGUGUGAAGCUUGUACUGCAUUCACAUUAUAAAACUGAACGGCUGAGCCUAAGGUGUCUCGCUGAAAUGUGUGGUUUUCGUCCCAUAUCGGAUACGCAAACACCACUCAACUCAGACUAAACAAUUUGUGAUUUUCAAUCCAGAACAAAGCUAAUUUUCAGUUGCAUGAUGCCAGAAUGGAAUUCCGUACCAGAACGGGAAUUUCAUGCGGCCUGGAAGCCGGAAUGAACUAAUUCUAGAAUGACCUGUAGGGGGAUGGAACAUUGCAAUUCGGUAUCAUGUAAACAAAUAUAGAGAAAUAUAAGGAGAUGGAAUGAAUUCAUUACAGAAUGAAAGUCAUUCUGGUUCCAUAAGAAGAGCCCCUAAGUCUGUUGACCAGUCAGAAACAUUGAUGUAAUGUUAAUGCCUAUUAAAGUUGUUACCAAUGAUCUGAUUUUGUGACAAGGUAUUGAAAAAAUGUAUGUCACCCAGACAGGAUUUU